GUGGUGUGGCCGGCAGCACAAAAGCCAGCCGGAAGAUACGCUCCGAUCACCAGUUGGUCGGCGGAUGGCGAGUCGGUCGCAACUUACGAUUUCUCCGCCGUUCGAAAUAAUCAAAAAAUCCGCCAGCACUUUUCUUCCACUCUUCUCCUUUCGCGUUUCUGUUUGUGUUGACUCUGACUGGACUGGCCCGUUUCCCCUCAAAUAUCCGCUCUGACAUUUCGGGCCCAUUUAUAUUGUGCAGCGUGUCAUGUGAUGGAUACAUAGCGCGUGUGAACUGAACCCACCCGUCGAUGAUGGAUUGACAAAAUCAUCUCGCAAUUUCUUCUUCUUCCGAGAAGGCGAAACGAAAUAUAAACUGCUGCUGCUGCUGCUGUGGAAAGUGGUUUUUCCCGGGCGAUAUCCUUCUGAUUCAUCUUCCUUUUUUUACCUCCCUCCGAUUUGCGGGAUCGACUACGAGGAAAUCUUAUCGCUCCCCCCGGAAGGGGAAACGAGCCACCGGCCACAGGCAUCAUGGAUCAUUGGGCAAUAUCUCUGAUGCUGCUGGCCGCCGUUGCAUUUACCGCAAUGUCGGCAUCGGAGCUCAUGUCGAUGGAAGACGAUAAUGUCGGACAUCUUUUCGACAUCGAUGCCCAUUCAGACGAGAUGGCCUGCUACUAUUGCAUCAACGUGACCAGCAACGAAAUUUGCAACCGCUACGCCAUCGAACGGCCCUGCCCAACAGAUUUGACCGUCUGCCACACACAUCACGUGAUGGACGACCGGGGCAAAACGCUGGCAGUCACGAAAACGUGCGCCACACCGCGGACAUGUUUCUCGCAGGUCGGAUGCCGUCGCGAUAAGACAACCAAUCAAACGGUAUGCGUGAAUUGCUGCGAUUUGAGUUACUGCAACGAAGAGGUGGCGUUCAACGUGAGCGCCGCCGUUUUCCAUCGCUCAAACGACGACGGGACAGCGGCUUUUUCAUCUGCCACUCACGGACUUAUUGGAUGCAACUGGACGACGACGACGGCGGCGGCCAUCGUCAUUCUCGGCUUACUCACCUUCUUGUCAGCUUCGACAACAAUUUGAAAAAAACAGGAUCGCCGAUCGUGUCGACAAAUAUCCCGACAAGCCAAAAUUCCAUAUCAGGACGUUUGAAAAAUAAUCUAAAAAAAAACCAGCGGGAAAUUUCAAAUUUGUUUUUCCAUUAUUUUUGUUACAUCGGGAGGGAAAAUAAUAAAUAUUGAAGCUUUCACUGUCGGGGGUUUAUAUCUUCCCUCAACUUUUGCAAGAGAAAAAUAAAAACAAAAAAUAAAAUAUAAAGGGGGGAAAACUGUUGAAGGAUCGUGGACCCCCUCCGCCGACACGAUAAGACCCUAGCGGCACUCGUCGUGCCUUAUCACCCGUCGUGCAGUUAUAACACGGCAGACAAAUGUCAAGAAAAAAGAAAACAGAAAAUAUAAAACAAAACGUCGAGCUACUGGGUACAAACCAUAUAUUAUACAAGUGUUUGAUGAGGCGCGAGAUUUGAACACGCUUCAAGACCCCACUCUUCCUCCUUCGUCUAUAUUCUCUCUACCCCCCUCCACCCCCUUUUAUUUUCUCUCACUCUCACAAACAGUCACCUCACGCUUCAGCAGCCACUUGAGUUGAUCUCAAGUUUUCUCGUACCCCCCACACAGCCGCCUGUCGUCGGCCACGCCCUUUGUAUACUUUAUUAUAUCGCUCCUUCAUCAUCCCCGCCAAUGUGACGCUAUUCAUUUUCACGCCUAUAGCAGCUGCAAAAGUGCUCCUGACGGCACUCGCAAUUGAAUUCACUUUCACUCAUGUAAAUCUCGAGGAGAAAGAGAAGAAAAAUUGGGAAAUUGUUCCGUCACUUACAUUUGAUUACACACACACACACCGUGAAAGAAGAAUGGUUUGCCGCUCCUGUUUCACUGUUCUGGACAUUGCAACACACUCAAAGGAGCCGGAAAAUGUCGGGAGAGAGAAAUAAAAUAAAAAGGCCGGGAUCGAUAAACUACACUUUGAUUUCUUUUCAAUUCAAUUUUGGGAAAAUCCCAUCAGGAAUGGAAAGGAGGUCCCGGAGGAUGGACGGUCAAAUGUCAAACCAAAUAAUAAAGAAAAGAAAAGAACGAAAUAAAAAACGACCGAAUUUUCCCUCCCGAGCUCAUGUCUGACACAAAACACACACAACUGUGGCGGCCCGGCAACCAUGCCGAUGAAACUCACCGUGAUUGGUUUGUGUGUGUGUUCCUCCCUCGAGAGAUUGUUUUCUUUUUUUACCCGACAUUGAAAGUGAAUUGCGCAAGCAUCAAAUAUUUAACAUCUGCCAAUCGGGGAGGAGACAUCAUUGAAAAGAAAUAAAAAGUAGAACAAACACACGACACGAAAGUUAGACAGGCAAGACACGCGAUCAAAUAUAGACGGAAAAACAUAGUCCCCAAUCCGGCGGUAGUUAUGACGCAACUCAACCUUUUCUGGAUUAUGAUUUAGUUGGCAGAUUUCUAUAUAAUAUAACCUCAGCCCUUUUUUCUAAGCGAAAAAAAGGAAAAACGUGUUUGACGUGUCCGAUGAAUGUGAUGCUGUAAAUGCUCUCCCAUCGCAACGAUGGCCCCCCCCCCCCAAAAAAAAAGUGUUUUUAAAACUGACGAUAUAAUUGUAAUUCUUUAUGACCAUGUUUGAUUGAAAUAUGUGUGAAUUUUCUUUUUCUUUUUUGUAUUUGAAUACAAGAGGGAAUAAAAUUUUGCGAAAAAGAGAGACCUGUCCGAGUAGUGAUAUAAUUUAUGUAUAUGUAUAAUAAUGAUAAUAAUAAUAAUAAUAAUGUGGAGAUAUUAUUAUAUAAAAAGGAGAGAAAUCGUACAAGUAGAAGAAGAUGAAAGGAAAGCCAAAAUAUGAAGAAGAAGAAGAAGAAAAGGAGAGAAGAAGAAGAGGAAGAAGAAGAGGAAAGACAACAUGAAAGAGAGGGCGAGAAAUUUUUUCAAUUUUUAAUUUUAGUUAGUAGUAUAGUAUAGUAGUAGUAGGAUAGUGUCGUGGAACAGGAGUGUUUUCUGCGUGAGUGUUAUGUGUGGAGAGGGAGGAUGGAGGAGGAAGGAAGGAAAUUGCCCGAGUCGUCAAAUUAAACUCGUCCGCAGGAUUUGAGGAUCUCUCUCACGCGUGAAUUAUUGUUGACAGUCGGGAGACAAAUGUUGACGAUUUCACGACAGAGUAAAAUUGGGUGGGUAAAUACAUUAUAAGGACAGUGUGUGUUGACGUGGCAGGGAUUUUUUCGGAGCUGAUUUGUUUGGUUUUCUUGGUUAGAAAUGGAGGAAACAGACAGACAGAAUCAAUAGUAAAACUCGAUCAAAAUUACAGUAUUAUCUGGAGGGCAACAAGUAUUGUCUUUGUUAUUGGUUACAAGUUGUUUAAUGUGGUUUUUUGGUUUUCAAAUUUCGCCUAAAGAGAGAGAGAAAGAACCGCAGCCAAACCCGAUAUUAUUAUUAUUUUAAUAAGAACUCUCACGACCGCAAAGAAGUUGGGUAAAAAGGGUGGUAGUUGGGGUUGGUGAUGUCAUUCAUUCAUUUUGUUAUAGUUAGAAGAGGAAAAUGUUAUAUCAUCACAAAUAACGACGACAAUAAUGAAUAUUACGAUAGGAUUGGAGCAAUGUUGCUGAACAGUUUGAGUCGAUACAAGUGUGAAAGAGUUUUCAAUUCGAAAUGGAAGCAGCAGAAUUUAAACUAAUGGAAACCGUCGAUGCAUAAUAAUAAAAGAAGAGCCCGAAAGAAAAACAAAAACUGAAUGGGGUUUCCCUUUUUCAAUCGAUGAGGUAUAAUAAUAAUAAUAAUAAUUCGUGAAAAGAAUUAAAAAAUUUGCGAGGAAAUGUUUUGGGAGGGGCUCUGUUAUUUUUUAGCAGCAAUCGAUAUCUUAUUAUUAUUAUUUACUUUUUACUCUUUUUUUAAAAAAUAGAAAACAAAUUUCUCCUCCCGUUUUUCCCAUUUCCUUCUUCUUCUUCUUCCUUCAUUCAAUAAUAUAUAUUUACACGUUAGGCUGUUGGAAAGUACCCUUUCUCUUCUGGACAGCUGACGGAUUUCGCAGCUAUUUUGUUUUCGUUUGUAAUCGACGCAAUCUGAUGAAAUCCGGAACUGGAAGGGAGACGAACAAUCAAUUUUCUUUGUGAUUUGAUUUUUUUUUUACAGAAUGAUGGAGAAAGAAAAAAAAACAAGCCACACCCUGUCAGAAGAGAACAAGAAGAACAAGACGAGAAAAAGGAGAGAGCAUUUGGAUCCCCCCAACAAACUGCGGAGAAAUUGAAUUUGAAUGAGGUGUGUGUGUGACGCAGGAGAGACAAACUGGGAGGGAAAAGUAGAGAAAGAUAGAUAGGAAAAAAUGACACUCACACAACCAACGUGAAAUAUUUUUUGGAGAAAAACUCAAAAAUAAAAUAAAAAUUAAUUUGAAAAUGUUUCGCGCGCAAACACAAAAAAAAACAUCACAGACUAGAUGACAUUUGAAAAUAGGGACUCUCCCUCGACUAUAUAACUUUUCCUUCUCUCUCUCUUUUUUUUCUUUUGACACUCAAAGACAGACAUACAUAAGUAUAUAUAUAUAUAUGGUACUGAUUUGAUUGAAAAAAAAACGCCGAGGAGUCACAGGGGAUUUGAAACCGGGUUUGAUAUUUUUGUUGUAAGGGAAAAGAAGAAAGAAUUCGAAAAUUCCACUUGACUAAAAGAACUAGCGAAAUGUAGUAGCACACGUGAAAUUGAGUACGAAACGUCGUCCCGUAUUUUUUUGUCUCUAUGUACAACAAAUGCGUCCAACCAAUCACCGCCGUCGAUCCAACCACCGACCGACAGCCAAUUUUUUAAAAAUACGUUCACAUCAUUUUACACGUCAUUUAGGUUAGAUACAACACGGGGUUGGGGUUUCUUUCUUUUUUGAACUACCGUCAACGCUAUACACACAAACCGUGUAUAAGAUUUGAUCGAAGUUUGAUUGAUUCGCAAGAUUUUUUUUCUUUUCUUCAGAAAGAAAAAUUGAAAACGGAAAACCAAAAAAAUAGAUCAGGGUAGGCCAAAAUGAAUUCCUUUUUUUGUUGUCGAUGCCAUUUGUUCUUGAAGGAAUGUGACUGAAUCCAGUUGGAGGGGGG
Messenger RNA from Daphnia pulex (common water flea), 5104 nucleotides. Its product is annotated as ly6/PLAUR domain-containing protein 6B-like. NCBI's taxonomy places the organism in Eukaryota, Metazoa, Arthropoda, Branchiopoda, Diplostraca, Daphniidae. Gene Ontology annotation, molecular function: acetylcholine receptor regulator activity. The record is from RefSeq and is a predicted model, not a curated record. The coding region runs from base 511 to 1068 and encodes 185 amino acids. The transcript is spliced from 4 exons.